Chilo suppressalis (striped riceborer) is the source of this 747-nucleotide messenger RNA. NCBI's taxonomy places the organism in Eukaryota, Metazoa, Arthropoda, Insecta, Lepidoptera, Crambidae. The record is from the annotation of a GenBank genome assembly.
GUUUGCAAGCACGUGUGAUUUUGUUUACAUCACAGAGUACCUUUGGUUUACAUCAAUCAUGUAAACAAAAUUUCAUCUAUUUUAUAAAAAAACUUAUAAAAUGUUUGUUUUAGCUGAAAUGAAAGAUGUAUUAAGAGUAACACCAGAUAACUUUCAUCAAAGUUUGUCUGAGUCUAUUACAACUUUGUUAAAUAGGAAACUUGCUAAUAAGGUAGUUCUAAAUGUUGGCUUAUGUAUAGCUCUGUUCGAUAUUACUCACAUUGGUUAUUCUUACAUAUUCCCUGGAGAUGGUUCAUCACAUACUGAAGUAAGAUUUAGAUACAUCGUUUUCAGGCCCGUAGCUGAAGAAAUUCUCAUCGGGAAAAUUCGGAGUUGCAGUCGCGAUGGUGUUCAUGUUACUUUAGGAUUUUUCGAUGACAUUUUAAUACCAGUGAAUGCUCUUCAACAUCCAUCAAGGUUUGAUGAAACAGACCAGGCAUGGGUUUGGGAAUAUCCAAAAGAAGAUGGGGAAAAACAUGAUUUAUUUAUGGAUUCAGGAGAAUCAAUAAGAUUUAGAGUAACUAGUGAAACAUUUGAAGAAAGUUUGCCAUCAGGCCCUCCAGGAACAGAAUGCGCUGUCCAAACUGUAGCCCCAUAUAGACUGAUUGGAGGUAUUAAUGAACCUGGCCUAGGUUUACUUACAUGGUGGGAAGCACCAGAACAAGACGACGAAGAUGACAAUGAACAGGAUAAUGAUGAAUAAAGUAA